AUGAAGGUCUUAGGUCCCAAAGAUACAAACGUGUACCGUUCAAAGACUCCUAGUCAGCUAAAGAUUGGGAAAAAAAGGCCAGCGACCGCCAGAAAACAUUUGGUUCGAGAAUUGAAGCAUGAAGGUAUCAAACCCCAUGUGGUUACUAACUCGUCGAGCGGCAUGGCCCCGGAAAAUAUUCGCGAGCCUUUGCCUGUGUCACUGCUCGAAGCAGCAAAUGAUGUCGAAAAUAAAGAGCUGGAGCGGCUUCCAACCCCGGAAUUGCUGACGCAAUAUGCUUUGGAUCAAAUCCAAUUUGUUUUGUGUGAACGAGAGAUGGAAACAGCACCGUGUGGCCACCCGUUUUGUCAAAAGCUGAGAACUGUUAAAUUGUCCCUACCAGAGCUCAGAAAUUUACUUCUUUUCGAACUCGAGAUGAUACCCGAGCAAUUUCGAGCAGAAAUGACUAGCCUUCGCGGCGGAUGUUAUUGCAAACAAGUUUAUAAUCAAUUGUGGCCAGACUGGAAAACUCCUUCGAAGAGCAACCCGGAAGACAACAAACCCACAAAUUGCGAAGGUUUCCCUAUAGGACAGCUAUUCAUUGGCGAACCAAUAUCCCAGUCACAAUUCCAGGCAAUAUUUCCCAUAAAAACCAGCGACAGAGUUCGCAGUAGGAGAAAAGCUAUGCCACGUUCUCUUUUAGCGCAAAGAAACCAGACCUCAGUUUUUGAUGAGCCUUUUAACCCCACAGACCUCUUAAAAGAUUCUUCUUCGAUUUCCUUGUCCACAUACGGGCAUCGAUUCGAUCAGUACCCUGACGACUCACGUCGUCGCAACAGAUUAAAUUGCAUUUUGGGUAGAGAGAUACGAAAACCUCAUGAAAUGAAGCCAUCAUCGUCAAAGGAAAAUGCUUAA
Molecule: messenger RNA, 894 nt
Organism: Lachancea meyersii CBS 8951
Lineage: Eukaryota; Fungi; Ascomycota; Saccharomycetes; Saccharomycetales; Saccharomycetaceae
Source: the annotation of a GenBank genome assembly